AGGGAGGAGAGAUGGAGGUGGUGGUGCCAUGGGAGCACUGGGUGUGCUCUCAGUGUCUGCUGGAAAACCCUCAUGCUGUGUGGCUCAUCAAGUUGAGAUGUUUCAAACCACACCAACAUCGCCACCAGUAUGGGGGGACACUUGUUUCAAUUGAGCCAAGUGCAAUGAGACUGGUCCAGAUGAGACAUCCUCCACCAAAUAUUGAGCGAAAAAAGGCACCCAUCCGACUCUGCCAGGCACGACAAUACUGCCAGAGAAAAGAUUCAUGUCAAUUUCCCCAUUCGGAGGUGGAGUAUCACACAUGGGACUUCAUCAGAAAAGUUUUCAAAGAUCGACAACUGAGGGAGCUGCUGUGCACUUCAAGACUGGUCCCACAGUGUCCGUCAACUGAAGUAUGUGCAAAGUGCUAUGAAAGUGCAGCUCAGUCCGACAACACCCGCUGGCUAACCUGGCUCGAGUGUGGGCAACUGCCUGGCCAUGAAGAAGAGAAUGGAGUCACACUUAUUGUUGGCACCAACAACAAAGUGACGAAUGUCACUGAGCUUCCUCCAAGUCUAUAUGGCUGUCAUCCUCAGCAGCUGGCUUUCUGUGAGAGGCUCCACAGGCCAGGUGGCUGUCCUGAUGGAAACAACUGCAACAGAGCUCACUCUAUCGAAGAGCUAGAGUACUGGAAAUGGAGUCUUGUUCAUGGAAAACUAGAGCAGAUUCAAGACUACACUGCUCUCCGGGGGAACUAUAGUUACUCACCUGACGAAGGCUUUCUUACUGCUGCCCAGGUGGGGCUCGAUGAGAACCUACUCCCUGAGAACUAUUUUGACAAGUUUCACAAGCUUAUAUGUCUUGAUGAGAUAGCACAUGGUCAGAAAAUGGCAUCACUGUGCAAUGGCUCAGUGACUGUAGAAAGGUUCAAGAACAAGCUGAAGCUACAUGGAAUGGAAGGAGCUGCCAUGGACUAUGCUAUUCAUGGCCACGCCAUAGUUCACAUCCCAUUGGGCCAGUCUAGUAUUGACUGUAUGGUGCUAUACAGAGACAGUCACAAUGAUACUCUUUUGGUUCAAAUGCCCUCUGAAAGACUCUCAGCUUUACCAAGAGGCCCUGCGUACGUGCACUUUGAAAUCAAUCACAAAUAUUUUGAAGGGUUACACAAGGCUGUCAAUUGCCUACACCAAUAUGCACUGCAUAAGCUCUUUCCAAGUAAAAGGCUGUUGAAAGAAGUAAUCACAGGCAAAGAUUUAAAUUGGAAAGAAAAAGCCGCAAUAAAAGAAUUCACACUGGAUGGAGAAUACCAAAUGAAUGCUCUACAGAGAAUGAUAUCCUCAGAUCCCAGAGUUCCAUUUCUUGUCCUGGGUCCAUUUGGCACUGGGAAAACACACAUCCUAGCUGCUGCCGCAUCUGCAUUGCUUUGCGAUCCAAACUCCCAUAUUCUGAUUUGUACUUAUCAGCAUCAAUGUGCAGAUAGCAUAUACAGUAAGCUCUACAAAAGGUACCAAAACAAAAUCAUGCGACUAGUACCAAAUCAAAACAUCGCCGAUCACAUCCAGUAUGGCCACGAUGGAGUUGUACUAAUGAGUCAAGUCAAAAUAAACGACCUAGCAAGGAAACGAGUAGUUGUGACAACCUUUCUCACAGCCACCAACCUAAAACGACUUGAAGUCAAUAGCCCUAGGCAGUUGUAUUUCUCCCACAUCCUGAUCGAUGAGGGGGCCCAGGCCAGAGAGCCAGAGUCACUUGGUGCACUGGCAGUUGUAAAAGAACAAACAAAAAUUGUCAUUGUUGGAGAUCAUAAACAGACUGGUCCCGGGGUGGCUGUGCUGAGUAACUUGGCACAAAAGCAGGAAUUGGGGGUCUCUCUUUUGGAGCGCCUAUUCAAGUUGUACAAGUCGUACAAAAUUGGUGGCAGCAUCAGGAAUCACACAGCGUCCCUUCUCACUAACUACCGCUGCCACUCCAGUAUCCUGGCCUUCGCCUCAAGUCUCUUCUACCAGCACACUCUCCUCAGUCGGAGCUCCAGUGAGACACACCCACUGGCUCCCUACCCACUGGUCUUCACCUGUACCAGCAUCGACAAGAACUCCAAGAAUCUCCCAGAUGAGGAUGUACACGAGGCGAAGGGUGCUCAUCGAAAAAGUUCAGUGUUUUCUCAGACAGUGGCCAAAGAGCAGCGCCAAACAAGUCGUAGGAGUUCUAGCUUCCACAAGAAAACAGGUGUGUAUGUUUAUUUGUAUAGUCUGUUCAGUCUCUGUUAUGUUGGUUUUGACCAGGUGGAGAUCCUAAGGAAGGAAAUGAAGGAGAAAAGAUUAUAUAGUGAACACCUACCGUGUAAAGUCGAAGUCAAACCAACAUACCUCAUUCAAGGCUAUGAAUUUGAUGCAGUAUUUCUCAGCACUACCGAACCAACAAACGAAAAUGGUGACCCUUCUGACCCAGUUCGCAGCAUAAGCCAUGAGCUGGUUUUCAACACCAUCAUGACGAGGGCUCGCUCACUCAUCUGCUGCGUUGGAAAUCCAUUCACUCUGUGUCAAAUCGGAGAUAAAUAUGAGGUCAACUGCUGGAAGGAAUACCUGCAGCGAUGUGUCCAAUGUGAGACACUCCAGUUUGCACUCCCUGAGAGUGAGGCCAAAGGAAAAAACGCUGCAAAAGAAAUUCAAGAGCUGGUGUUUCCUCACAGCAUCAUUAAUGAAGCAACUUCUUUUAAACUACCACACAAUGCUGACACAAUAGUUGCCCAGUACAUGAGAGAAUUGAAUCACAGAAGGGAGUUCAGAACUGGACGUAAACUUGUCCGUAAACCAGGAGGAGAUGUAGACUGGAUGGAAGAGAAUGAACACACUGAUGAGAAUGUUGUUAUUUGUCGACUGGAAUACUCAUUCCACAACAAGGCAAGGGCAGUUCCUCUAGAUCCGUCCCAGCUCCAUUCCCAAUACAAGGACACGCUAACCUGA
This is a messenger RNA of Geodia barretti, 2942 nucleotides long. Lineage: Eukaryota; Metazoa; Porifera; Demospongiae; Tetractinellida; Geodiidae. The record is from the annotation of a GenBank genome assembly.